Molecule: messenger RNA, 7310 nt
Organism: Carcharodon carcharias (great white shark)
Lineage: Eukaryota; Metazoa; Chordata; Chondrichthyes; Lamniformes; Lamnidae
Product: importin subunit alpha-7
Exons: 14
Coding region: 97-1710 (537 amino acids)
Biological process (GO): NLS-bearing protein import into nucleus
Cellular component (GO): nucleus; nucleoplasm; cytoplasm
Molecular function (GO): protein binding; nuclear import signal receptor activity
Source: RefSeq, a predicted model, not a curated record
CCAACCGGCUUCCGUCCGCCGGGCACCAUCUUAGCGGCGGAGCUGGUUCUGGAAAAGCGGAGCGGCGCCGACAACAACAACAACAUCAUCAUCGAUAUGGAAACCACGGCUAGUCCAGCAAAAGAAAACUAUAGAAUGAAUCGUUACAAGAACAAAGCAUUAAAUCCUGAGGAGAUGCGUAGGAGAAGGGAGGAAGAAGGAAUUCAACUAAGGAAACAAAAGCGAGAACAACAGCUGUUUAAAAGGAGAAAUGUGGAGCUCAUCAAUGAAGAAUCAGCCAUAUUUGAAAGUCCUCUCAUGGAUUCAUACAUCAGCUCAACUGCAGCAGGGGAGGGUGUGAUCUCAAGGGAAAUGGUACAGAUGCUUUUCUCUGAUGAUACUGAGCAGCAGCUAGCUACCACUCAAAAAUUUCGAAAAUUGCUUUCCAAAGAGCCAAAUCCUCCUAUUGAUGAAGUAAUCAACACAUCUGGUGUUGUAGAAAGAUUUGUGGAAUUCUUGAAAAGUAAUGAAAAUUGCACACUGCAGUUUGAAGCAGCGUGGGCUUUGACAAAUAUAGCUUCAGGUACAUCUCUCCAGACCAAAGUAGUAAUAGAAGCUGGUGCUGUACCAAUUUUUAUUGAGCUGUUAAACUCUGAGUUUGAGGAUGUACAAGAACAGGCUGUAUGGGCCUUGGGAAAUAUUGCAGGUGAUAGUGCAGUUUGCAGGGACUUUGUCCUCCACUGUGCAAUUCUUCCACCUUUGUUACAGUUAUUGACAAAAUCUAACAGACUCUCAAUGACAAGAAAUGCUGUAUGGGCACUGUCCAACUUGUGUAGAGGCAAAAAUCCAUCUCCUGAUUUUGAGAAGGUAUCCCCCUGUUUACCUGUGUUGUCCAGGCUACUGUUCAGCAGUGAUCCUGACUUGCUUGCUGAUGCUUGUUGGGCAUUAUCUUACCUGUCAGAUGGACCCAAUGAAAAAAUUCAGGCUGUUAUCGACUCUGGGGUUUGCCGACGAUUGGUGGAACUCUUAAUGCAUAAUGACUACAAAGUUGCUUCACCUGCAUUGAGAGCUGUAGGUAACAUAGUAACAGGUGAUGAUAUUCAGACACAGGUCAUAUUAAAUUGUUCGGCCUUGCCAUGUCUUCUACAUUUAUUAAGUAGUCCAAAAGAAUCCAUAAGGAAGGAGGCCUGUUGGACCAUUUCAAACAUUACAGCUGGAAAUAGAGCACAGAUUCAGGCUGUAAUAGAUGCAAACAUCUUUCCAGUGCUGAUUGACCUUCUUCAGAAAGCAGAAUUUCGGACGAGGAAAGAGGCAGCAUGGGGCAUCACAAAUGCAACUUCUGGAGGAACGCCAGAGCAGAUUAAGUAUCUUGUAAACUUGGGUUGUAUUAAGCCAUUGUGUGAUCUACUGACCGUAAUGGACUCAAAAAUAGUUCAAGUUGCCCUAAAUGGGCUGGAAAAUAUUUUAAGGCUUGGAGAGCAGGAUGCCAAACAGAAUGGAACUGGGAUUAAUCCAUACUGUAGCCUUAUUGAAGAAGCUUAUGGUCUCGAUAAAAUUGAAUUUUUGCAAAGCCAUGAGAAUCAGGAAAUCUAUCAGAAGGCCUUUGAUCUCAUUGAGCAUUACUUUGGCGUGGAGGAAGAGGACAGUAGUAUUGCUCCACAAGCGGAUGAAACUGCACAGCAAUUCCUCUUUCAGCAGCAGGAGGCCCCAAUGGAGGGCUUCCAAUUGUAAAGUGUGCAAGAAAUAACAAACAAACACCAUACCCCAUCCUCACUGACCCAUCCAACCAUGCACGUUUAGUUGAAAAGAGUGACAGGAAACUUCUUUUCAAACAUUUUUUCCUGAAGGAAAAAUUCAUAUAGUACAAAAAGUUGUGUUCUUUUAAUUUUGAGUGGUAGAGUUGUGGGGUAACUGUUGCACUUUCCCUUUAUGUUUGCUUAAUGUUGCAUUGGAACACAAUAUUUUUUUUCAGUUUGUGCACCAUGGUGCAUCUGUAAAAGGCAAUUCUCCCAGAAAUAAAGCUAGAGAAACUUAAUUCUGAUAGAUUGAAAUAUUCAAGAAAUGCUUGCAAUUUAUUUUUCCACAGCAGUGACAAAUUUUAAGGUGGAAAGUUUGAGUUAGCAGUCAAUCGAUGUAACUAAAAUCCUUAAAAAGAUUGCUUAUGUAGAUAACUGAGGCAGCGCUCUAGGCAUAUUGCCAUUUAUGAAUGACUGCUAUACCUUAUUCAGGUAAACCUACCAUUUGAACAAUUAAAUGGUAAAAUGUACAGGUGUUGGAAAGAAUUGUCUUUUGGAUGGAUUUUUAUGUGGAUUUUUUGAUGGUUCUGGGGUGAGUGGGGGUGCGAGUGCUUCAAAUAUUUCACUGAACAUAUAGAAAAAUGUAUCUGUUUUCAAAGAUUUAGUCCUAGAAGUUCCAGCAGGUCUUAUAAUGAGCAAGUGCAGACUUGUACUAAUUCUGAAUUCAAUGAACUUGCAGCUCUAAUGAAAUAAUCAGUUGCUUGGUUGAAGUUAACAUUAAUCAAGGGUGGAGCCAAUAUUCAAAUUAAAAUUUCAGAGCAGUGUAUUUUGGAAGCAAGGGAGCGUUCAGAAUUGGCACAUUCCUUAUUUUGAGUAGAUUAAAUGUAGAUUUGCUACUGGUAGAAUUGCUAAGUGUUGAAAAACUUAGUCAGGUUUGUUUGAUUAUGGCUUAAUUUAGACGUUCAGAUUUGAUUUCUGUAUUAUUUUCCUCUUUAGAAAGAGAAAAGAGGUUAGAAUUUUUGGUAAUAGCUGGGAAAAGUAGGAGACAGCUUGAUGUAAGCUGAUUUGGGGAAAAAUUGUAAGCUGUGUGCUGUGUUAAUGAAAAUUCUAGUGUCUGGCCUUCCCAGGUAUUGCAUCACAGCAGCUGCUGAUCAUGUAUUUAAAAAAAUACAGAUUUGACCUGUCUAAAAAAUUUGAGAGUGUUUAAUGUGUAAAUUGGAAGCUGUAGAAUGCAAAUCUGUAAAUGUCAGUCAUUACUUAUUUCAUGUGUUACUUUAAAAUAAUGAAAAAUGUAUUUGACCCUUGCCAAGCAGCUGGAGCAAAAUCAUUGCAACUAUAGUUGCUGACCUGCCAAGUUUUAUAGCACAAUGGAUAGCUAUUUUCUAUCUGUAAACUUGCUUAAGUUUCCUCAGCAGCUGCCUCUUGGACAUCCAAACUCCAUGUUUCUCUUCAAAAACCAAUUGUAGUAAUUGUAAAUAAUCCCAAUUUGUACCUUGUUUAUCUGGGAGAUCAGGUUCAAUUUGGGUGAAGAAUUUCCCUAAUGUUUACAUUUACCACCUCCCUGAAACAACAGGAAAUUACCUCUGCAUGCAGUGCUUUGUUGGGCAGUUAGGCGAUGAGCAAUGGUUAAACCAAACUGUCCACCAGCUAGAUUUAGAUUCCAUUUAUUUUGAAUUGGUUUUUAAGUGGUAAUAAGAUGGAAGUAUUCGCUCUAAAGUAAGAAUAAAGACAUCUACCUAAACUGCAUUUAGUUGCAAAAUGACUUGGUAAAUAGAAUCUGAAAUCACAUUGCAAAUUAAAGAUGUCCUCCAUCUUACUUUGCUAUUGCUUCAUCCUUUAGGGUGUAAAAAUUACAGGGAAAAAGGAAACUUAAACUUACUGUAGGGAUAAAAAUAAAACUGAACAAACUUGAAGCAAGUGUACAGAUUCAAGCCAACUUUAUUAGAAAAAGGAAACAAAUUUUGCUAUGAGCACUUUUAAAAUUUUACUGAUAACCUCGUGUUUUGGCAAGGGAAUAGUUUGACUACAUUCUAAUGGAUUUGACAUUAUUUGCACACAUUUUUACAUACAUACCAUCAUAACUGUUCUACACACUUUUACAUCUACAAUUUUAGAGGAAAUGGCUUCCACAAUGAAUUCUGGCAUACAAUUCUUUUGAAGAGUGGGGUUAUAUUUUGAACAAGGAGACUGCAUUCAUUAGACAAACUGUGAAUCUUAAUUAUUUAAUGUUGAAAAAGAAGACCUUUUUCUCUACCUCUGCCACUGAGAUUAGCUUUGCUGAGGGUCGGGAGGAGGCGGCUGUCUACAGACGGAUCACACGACAAACAUUAGAGAUCUGUGAAGUAGAACCACUAUGAACUGAGCUAGGCUAUUCUCAGUAAUCGUUUUUUCUCCUCACUCUGAACUUGGAGAUCCGUGUGGCCCAACUUUGCUCCACUCUAGUUGAAACCAUUUUGGCAUUCACGUUAUAAAAGUAAAUGUGCUGAAAUACUCUUGCCAAUUCAUGUAAAUGAGAGGUAAUAUUUUAACAUAAUUUACUGUACAAGGAGGAGAUAGCUGUACAAGCAAGGAGCUCCUAGCUUCAAGGACAUGAAUGGAAUCUUAUGAGAGAGCAGUUGGGUAUCGAUAAGUCAAGUUGGAUGAUGAUGUUUAUAAGUUCCAAAAAGUGAUGGCUUUCAGUUUUAAAUUGAACAUACAAUAUAGCCACAACUUUUAAUCUGGCCAGCUCCAGUUCAGCUUGGUUUUACUUUUGCAUGUCCCUAACAGACCAGUACGACACUGACUGACUGAAGAUGUGAUGGAGAGUUUAAAUUGUACACUUUUCCGUUGCUUCAACGAAGACUUAGUUUCUAUCUUUCUAGUGUAUGCUUAUUCUAAAUAGUAGGAAUGGGCUCAGAACCAGACUUUCAAAAGUCUUACUCUCCCUCAUACUGUAAGAUUUUUGUAGCAUAAUUAGUAUGACAACAAAGGAGAUUUUUGGUGCCCAACGUUAUAUGGUUUGCAUAUUGUUUUUUUAAUUAGCAGUCCUCAUUUUGCAUCUUUAAACAUAUUUGCUAAAUAGGUAUAUGUUUACUUAGUUUUCUGGUUCCUGCAUGCUUUGCAUAUUUUUUUAAAUUGGAGGUCUCUUUGCAUCCAGGCCAGCUGAGUGGUUUUCUCUUGGUUAGAAUUAUUAAAACUGCAUUUUGCAUCUUCAGCUAGAAUGAAAUGUUUUGUUGAUUUACUCUCUGGUGGAAAUUGUGGCAGAGCAAAGAAACUUGGGAAAAGAAGAAAAAAGUCAAUUCCUUGUGUUCUAUUGCAGCACUUCUACAUGAAUCUGUAAAUGUUAAGGAACCUAAAUUAACGAACUCAUCCUGAUCUACGUCAUCAUUGGAAUUUCACAAAACAUUUGUGAGGUUCUGUGAAGUGAUAAGCUAUAAUCUUAGCAGCAGAAAUGCCUUUCACUACUGCUAAUAUUUAAAAGAUUUUGGUCCACAUAAACUGAGAAAAUAUUGUAUAACGUUCCUUUCAUUAUAGUAGGAUACUGCUGAAAACAAGACUGAAUUUUAGGGAAAUUAAUGGAAUAGUUUUUGAAAAGGCUAGAUGGAUCUUUUGUGGGGUGGGGAGAAUUGUUUUCCCAAUAAGUCUCAAUUUUCUUUUGUAAGAAUAGCUAGACCAGUAGUUACUAUUUCUAAUCUUUUAAGUGGCAUAAACUUAAAUAUAAGAUCAGACGAGCUUGAAGAUAAUUUGGUAUUAAUUUCCUUACCCAAAAUGUUAUCGUAACUACUUAAAAUUUGUCUUAGGAAGAAAGUUUGUAAUGGAUAUUGAAGAUUCAUCUGAACAGUUUUCCCAAGCUUCAUUAUCGAAGAAUAGGUUGUCCUAACAUUUAAAACAUUGUGCUAUGUUUGGAUCUUUAAUAAAAUCUGUUGAAGGGAAUAAAUGGCUUUUACCUAUGCAAUGCACUUUAGGCUUCAAUUUCAGUAGUAAGCUAUUGAACCAGAAUUGGGAGAAAAUUAGUUUUUGUAAUGCUGAACUUACCUUUUUCUGACAAAUUAUUUACUAACAUAUCUGAUGUCAAUGCUGUAUAUAUUUGCACUAGUGAAAUUGAAGAGGGCCUAGAGUAUAUUUCAUAUGUAUUUUGAAAUAUCCUAUAGCCUUUUGCUUCCAAUAAGCAGCAUGACGAGAAAACCUUUCAGGGAGUUUGGUUCUGUGCCCUUCACUAACCAACGUUUGUGGCAGCUGUUAACCAUUAGAUAUUUUAGAGUGGACAUUACAGCAAAUAAUUUUCCUCCAGGAUAUGGUACAUACUUUCCGCACACACACAAACCAAUAAAUUGGUACUAAUAUAAUUUCAUGCUUUUGCUAUGUUGCCAUUAAAAUUUCGAGCACUUCCAUUUGCCAACUAUGCAAACUUUUAAGCUUGAGGCCUUCUGAUCAAGGUCCCCAUCCUUAAAUAUUUCUAAAUGUCUAUAAAGCAUCUUUUUUGUCCAGGGAAUUUUUGUACAGUUUUCUACUGAUAUUUUGAUGUAUAAUACUGAAAAAUAUGUGCAAUUUGGCCGGGAGAGAGUUUCAAUUUGUAUUAAUUGGAGCUGUUAUAAUUUAAAAUACUGUUGCUGGAUUAACCCUGCUGUAUAGCAAAUACAUGCCAGCAACAUUCCAUUUACAAGCAAAAAGUACUAAAGCUGCUACACCUUUUGAGACCUAACUUCUGUAUUUUAAACUUGUAAUUUGGAUAAAGUUUUUGCUUACUUUACUCCACUUGUAGCCUUCCUUUGCAAAGUCACAGCAUCAGACUUUUUACAAAACAAGAAAGCAAAAUUACAAUGCACUCCUGUUCUUUAUUCACACAAGUGCCAGCCCAACCAUGAGUCCAUGAAGAUUUGUGUUUAUCUUCUCAGUCUUUAACAAUUUUAUUUUACUUGAAUGUGCACAUUUUUUGUGGCUACGUGCAAAGAUGCUGCUUUUUUUUUCCUCCUUAACUGCCACAACCACAUCAUUUAAGUGAUGUUAACAGUGGCAAUCAUUAGUAUUAUAUGCACUAAUCUAAUUCGUUGAUUAGGUGGUGGGGUGGGAGGGUGAUGCAGGUGAGGGGUUGGGGUGUGGGUGGUGGGGUUGGAAUAUAGAAUUGACCACUGACUAGAAAAUCCGACUGUGUACGCCCAUGGCCACAGUUUUUCAUUUGUUCUUUUGCAAACAAAUGUAGGAGGAUUAAAAUUUUACAAGAUUUUUUUUCUUGAACAUAUAGUUAAAAGAAAAUGCAUAACCAAAAAUGCAUUUUAUUUAUUUUCAUACGUGCUAUAUUAUACGACAGAUUUUUUUUACUUGCUCUUCUACAGAUGUUUGCAGAUUUAAAGUCUGUGUCCAAAUUGCUGUUCCUCAAAACAUCAAUAAAAUCAUUUUUUUCCUCUUUCUUUAAUUUUGGGGGGUCCUGUCACCACCCAUAAUGCUUUUGACAGCCGACGGACUUGACAGAUAACUGUAUGAAUGUGUAAGAUGACGGAUGCAGACAGCACAAACAGAACAUGACACACAAACAUAACAAAAGCAAUUACAAACUCUGUUCCUUUGUUUAAAACACUGUAAAUGUACAAGUAUGAAAUAAAUCUUGUUGCAAAUCUA